AUGGGGAGAGGAGGAGGAGGAGGUGGGUACUUCUGCGACGUAAGAUCCACAUCAGCUCAACUCCACUCACAUCCCAGCCGGCACUUCCUCACUUUCUCAACUGUCUCGCCCCACACCGCUCCCUGCCUUAUUUUUGGCUUGUUAUAGAGGAGAUUUGAACACCCUCCGCCUCUCCUGGGAGCUGGCUUCCUGCUAGGUCGGGCUUUCGGGCUCUUUUCCUGCUGCCCGUCGCUCGCUUGCAAGAGGGCUGGAUGGUUACACCGGGCAGGUUGGCUCCAUAAUGUUAGGGACUGUGAAAAUGGAAGGGCAUGAAACCAGCGACUGGAACAGCUACUACGCCGACACUCAGGAGGCCUAUUCCUCGGUGCCCGUGAGCAACAUGAACUCGGGGCUGGGCUCCAUGAACACCAUGAACACCUACAUGACCAUGAACACCAUGACGACCAGCGGCAACAUGACCUCCGGCUCCUUCAACAUGUCCUACGCCAACACAGGGCUGGGAGCCGGGCUAAGCCCCGGUGCCGUGGCCGGGAUGCCGGCGGGCUCGGCGGGGCCGGUGAACGGCAUGCCGGCCGGCGUGGCCGCCAUGGGCACGGCGCUGAGCCCCGGCGGCAUCAACGCCAUGUCGGCCCAGCCCGCCCCCAUGAACGGGCUGAGCCCCUACAGCAGCAUGAACCCCUGCAUGAGCCCCAUGGCCUACACGCAGUCCAACCUGGGCAGGACGCGGGACGCCAAGACGUUCAAACGGAGCUAUCCCCAUGCCAAGCCGCCCUACUCCUACAUCUCCCUCAUCACCAUGGCCAUCCAGCAGGCGCCCAGCAAGAUGCUGACGCUGAGCGAAAUCUACCAGUGGAUCAUGGACCUCUUCCCCUACUACCGGCAGAACCAGCAGCGCUGGCAGAACAGCAUUCGCCACUCGCUGUCCUUCAACGACUGCUUCGUCAAGGUGGCCCGUUCCCCCGACAAGCCCGGCAAGGGCUCCUACUGGACCCUGCACCCCGACUCCGGCAACAUGUUUGAGAACGGCUGCUACCUCCGCCGGCAAAAGCGCUUCAAGUGCGAGAAGCCGGCGAACAGCAAAGCCCCCCAGGAGGGCAGGAAAGAUCAGGCCGGGGCCUCCAGCUCCAGCUCCAACUCCCCCCUGCACAGAGGCCACAGCAAAACGGCGCAGCUGGACACCGCCACCUCCCUCUCCAGCUCCAACCCGUCCACCAGCCCCUCGUCCAUGGACCACAGCGGAUCGAGCACGGAGCUAAAGACCUCGGCCUCGGCCGCCUCCUCCACCAUCAGCUCCGUCCCCGCCUUGGCCUCCGUCCCGCACCCCCCUCACUCCUUAGCCCACGAACCCCAGCUCCACCUCAAAGGGGAUCCCCACUACUCCUUCAACCACCCCUUUUCUAUCAACAACCUCAUGUCCUCCUCGGAGCAGCAGCACAAGCUGGACUUCAAAGCCUACGAGCAGGCGCUGCAAUAUUCCUCCUACGGGGCCGGCAUCUCCGGCGGGCUGCCCCUGGGCAGCGCCUCCAUGGCGGGCCGGAGCAGCAUCGAGCCCUCGGCCCUGGAGCCCUCCUACUACCAAGGUGUGUAUUCCAGACCCGUGCUAAACACCUCGUAGCUCUGCACCCCGCGCCCCGCUCCCCUUCGGGUUCCAUCCCCCGUUCCCUCGAGCUGUGACCCCCCGAGGUGUUCCCGCACGCUGCGUGCACAGGACUGUUACUUUCUGGUUGUCUCCCGACGCGUCGUGUGCUGUUAUUAUCCAACACGACCUCCUGCAAAGCCGGCCGCCUCCCUAUUGUACAUACCCGCCCUCGCCCCCCGCCCGCCGGCCUCGGUCCCCCGAGAUCCCCGUAGCCUUUGCAGGGUGUUAUUAAAAAGAAGAAAAAAAAUGUUGAGCUUGUAAACUACUUGUUUGUGCUUUCCGCCCCCUCAUCCCCCCCUUCUGUGCUCUAUAAUCUCAUGUAAGUUUACAGGUAUGUGGCAAUACUUUAACAAUACGGAGAUGAAGAAGCGAGUAGAUGUUUAAGGCUUUUUUUAAUUAAAAAGGCUUUGAAGGACAAUACUGCUGUGAAGUAGCAAAACACUAAGAGAAUCUCUAAGCAACAAGAGGACUAUUUACUUUCUCGGAUCAUCCUUUUGAUACUUGCAAAAUAAACCUUCGGCUAGUACAACCCGCAUACACCCAGAUGCUGCGGGCCGGAUCCUGCACUCCCGAGGGGACCAACUGGAGCUUUGGAGUGCAGGAUACGACCCUUAUUCUUAUUUUUUUUUCCAAGUGUUACCUGUCUUGGGAUGUAAUAUAAAGUUACAAGAGGUCACAACCAGUUGGAUGGUUUUUUUUCUUCCCAUCUGUUACUGAAGAUUCUCGUUCAUCAGGAACUCUCGUCAACAUGUGGAUGACAUGCUUAUUUAAUUUCAGUGUCUCUUCAUUGUGUACCAGCUAGGGCUAUGUACGUAAAACAAGGUUAUUUCCCCUCUCCCCCAGGAAACGCUGACUUUUAAACGAAAGGAAAAGAGGAAAAGAGGAGAGCUCGUUCUCUCUCUCCUUUUCCGAAUUGUUUAAUAAAUUCCACACCUUUUUACCUUUUUUUUUUUUUUUUUUUGUGGCCGUUUAAUUAUCGCCAUCGUUAGCUUGUUUCAUCCAGUGUUAAUGCACUUUCCACAGUUUUACACGGUGUUAGCAUAGCCAGACGGGUUUUAUUAUUAUUCCUGUUCGCUGUCUCAAUGUUCUUAAUUUAUUGCAUGGUUUAUAUUUUUUUUUCUUUCUUUACAGCUGGAAAUUGCUUUAAAUGACAGUAAAAAGAAUUACAAGUGAAUUUAAGAAAUUUUGUUAAUUUUAUAAAUGUGAUUGUAAUUGAAAAAAAUAUUUUGAUUUAAAACGAUAACUGAGAAUUUAACGCGUGAAGUAUGUUUUUGAUCAUUUGCAGUUAAGGACUUUAAAUAAAUCAAAUGUUAACAAGGAA
This is a messenger RNA of Anas platyrhynchos (mallard), 2960 nucleotides long. RefSeq names its product forkhead box A1 (gene FOXA1). Gene Ontology annotation, biological process: anatomical structure morphogenesis; regulation of transcription by RNA polymerase II; cell differentiation. NCBI's taxonomy places the organism in Eukaryota, Metazoa, Chordata, Aves, Anseriformes, Anatidae. Gene Ontology annotation, molecular function: DNA-binding transcription factor activity, RNA polymerase II-specific; protein domain specific binding; RNA polymerase II cis-regulatory region sequence-specific DNA binding. The record is from RefSeq and is a predicted model, not a curated record.